Ceraceosorus bombacis is the source of this 4813-nucleotide messenger RNA. The record is from the annotation of a GenBank genome assembly. Lineage: Eukaryota; Fungi; Basidiomycota; Exobasidiomycetes; Ceraceosorales; Ceraceosoraceae.
AUGUCAGCUCUUCCGGCCUUUGUGCUCGCCGACGAGCUGCUCGCGGUUCGGGAUGCUGAGCACACGGUGGCGGGGGAGCACGACCUCAGCACUGCCCAAAGCGACGAGACCGCCACGCUCUUGACAUCCACAAUCGACGCGCUGAGCAACGCCUCAUCUAUAGAGAAUGAUGACACUUUCUCUCAGCUCCUAUCUUUGGUCAAACACUAUGCCGUCCUUGCUGGCAAUCAGCGCUUGACCCUGCUAGACGGCCUUUCAGCGGCGUACAAUUCAGCCAUCGAUGGUGCUACAGCUUCGCUAUCAGAGGGCACUGAUGCGUACCGCGCAUGGGCAUCUCCGCUUGAGCGACUUGCCUUUGCUAUGCAUUGGGUCAUUCUGACAGCUGAGCGAGCUGCAUCCACCAGGGAGGAACGUGCAGCAGCGCCACCGCCUAAAGGUGCAAGAAGAGGUGGGCGUGGUGGAGCGAAAACAGCGACUACAGCCCGACUUGCAGCCGCAGCAUCUCAACACUCUGGCACAGUCGAUCUGACAGGCUACGACUGGUCCGGCGUCCUUCCAGGCUUGCUCAAUGUUCUUCUGCGAAGCUUGAGGCUGAGCACUGCCCUGCUCUUUCCCGCCACGGCUACGCGAGAUGCCUUUGUGUCGUGCAGCCUGAAACCAGCACUCAUGCUGCAAGAGACCGAGUCGCACCUCAAGAUUGUCGCGGUCAAGACGGGCAUCUUCCGCAUCAUCUGCACUAGCGUCAAGAACCACGCGCAGGCAUUCGCAGUUCAAAGCGGCCUCAUUCAGGCAUUGGCCUACUACGAGCACCUGGCUGAGCCGAGCGCCGAAUUGCUCUUCAUGAUGGCUUCCGAGUAUGACCACGAGCGCCUGGCCGACGAUAUUCUCCGAGAUGUAGGUGCGCGGGAGUUCGGCGGAAUGGACACGAAGAGUCCGCGCUGCUUUGCUCGCUUCUUGAUCAGGCUCACGGAGCUGGCGCCUAGGAUGAUGCUGCGCAAUAUCAGUCUGCUGAUGAAACACCUGGACAGCGAGGUGGGUGACUCACAUUGCUCGGGGCCUGUGCGCGCCGAAGUUGGCUAACACGAUCGGUGUUCUCGCAGUCGUAUCCCAUGCGCAAUUCGCUCAUCGAGAUCCUUGGCCUCAUGAUCAAGGAAUUGACAAUGACAGACGACGCUUUGCCAUCAGGAGACCAAGCUGGCAGAGGCGACGGCAGCUCGCGCGACACUGCGGCUUCUGGCACGGGCGGUAAUGAAGGCAACGCUGAUGCUCAGCGCGGCAGCGCUGAGGCCCGUAAGAAGCAGGUCAAGCACUUUUGGGAGCUCCUCUUUGAGCGCUUUCUCGAUGUCAACUCAUACGUGCGAGUCAAGGCGGUGGCUGUCUGCGUCAAGCUUUGCGAGUGAGUUGAGACCGCUUAGAGGAGCCCAUGUGAACAUGAGAUGUGGCUGACGCAUCGCAACAACUCUACGACUCUAGCCUGCCUGCCAAGUUUCCAUCUCAGAGAACCACACUUACAGACUUGGCUUCACAAGCCCUAUGCGACAAGAGCUCAAGUGUCCGCAAGGGGGCUAUAGCCCUGCUCACUCGACUUGUCCUCACACAUCCUUAUGGCGUUCUUCACGGAGGCGAGCUAGACUACGCGGAAUGGCAAGCGCGCUUGACUGGCGUCGACGCGCAAUUGAAGCAAUUCGAGGCCAAGCUGAACUUGCCUGCCGACAAUGAUGAGGAAGAGGAGGAAGAGGAAGAGCUUGACGAGGAGGAAGCGAUCGAGGAAGAGGCGAGCAUCAUCAUGGCCACUCCUCGAAGGCGUGCCGAGCGGCGAACCAAGAAGCGUCGCUCCUCCACCGGCGGACAGGGAGCACUGGACGUCGCAGCGGCUGGACUUAGCGCUGAAGACGCUCAAAAGGUCAUUACUUUACGACUGACCAGGCGCUACUACGUCGAUGCAUUGCAUUUCAUUAAUCAGCUCAGUGGUGCCAUGCCCUUGCUCAGCCAGCUUCUGGUCAGCAAGUCGAAGGCUGAAGUACUCGAGAGCAUGGAGUUCUUUAGGGUCGCGUAUGAGUACCGCAUUCCAGGCGCGGACGCAGGUGUUCGCAAGAUGGUCCACCUGAUCUGGACCAAAGACAAUACCCUGACCGCUGCAUCAGCCUUGGGCGAAGACGGCGACGGCAGCCAGCUCAAGGGUAUUCGCAGCCGUCUGCUGGAAGUGUACCGCGCGCUGUACUUCGAUCCAGUGCCCGAUCUGUCAGGAAGAGACAAUGUGGCACGCAUUGCGCGCAACAUGGUGGAGCGCACCUUCAACGCCACCCUCGCUGAGCUCACGAGUUUGGAAGAGCUCCUCCGCACAAUGUGUGCUGAAGACAUGGUCCAUCCGGAGGUUGUCGCCAAGCUUUGGGGCGUGUACAGUGCUCCCCGAGCCAUGCCUCGUGCACAGAGACGCGGUGCGAUCAUUGUGCUUUCGAUGCUGGCUGUCGCCCAUCGCGAGAUCGUGGCCGACCAUGUCGAUGCGAUGCUGAGCGUUGGCCUAGGACCCUUGGGCUCUAAAGACAUCAUUCUAGCCAAGUACACCUGCGUAGCACUCAGUCGUGUUGGAGGAAGCAUCAAGAAGAUCAAAGGUGCUCUGUCUGAUGAGCAGGUCCGCUUUCCGAUGAGCCAUCCCAUGUUUGCCAAGCUUCGCGCUGCUGUCAUGUGGCAGGCUCCGCCCAGCAAUGUCGCUGUGACUGCUGCUGUCGACAAGGGCGAGUGGUUCAGCUUGGCAGAGAAUGCGAUUCAGACGAUCUAUCUGUUGGGCGAACAGCCGGAUGCACUUUGCUCAGAGAUCAUUCGAAGCAUGACGCUUAGGGUGUUUGGACCUCAUGGACCUGCCUUGAAACAAGCUGGAGAUGACGCUUCCGACGAUGGCACAAUUUUGGACACGGGCUCAGACGCAGAUGAUGUGACCGUACGCGAAGGCACGCCGAAACCGGACAAUCAGACGGCCAAACAGUCCAAAGGAUCUCUGGCACCUGCUUUCUCGCUAGCACAGCUUCUGUUCAUUGUUGGUCACGUGGCGCUCAAGCAAAUCGUCUACAUCGAGCUCAUCGAGCGAGAGUACAAGCGCCGCAAGGCGGAGGCAGACAAGGCCAAGCUGGCGGCUCGCGAUGCAAACGCGGGCGAGGAUGAAACAGCUGGGGGCAAAGCUAAGAAUGGCCGUUCCAAGAAAGGAGACAAGGCGGAUGCGCCUAGCUCCGAUGCGCCGACUACCGAUGAAUUGGACCAGGUUGCUGGCAACGCCGAAGACGAGAUCGGGGACGUCGUCGGAGAAGUCAGAGAAAAGGAGCUCCUCUUUGGCCACAAUAGUCUGCUGGCUUUGUUCGGACCUGUGUGCGGUCAAAUCUGCAGCGCGCCAAAGGCUUACCCGGUGAGUGCCGUGAGUGGAUCUCACCUUAUCUCCCGCAAUGCUGACGAGUGCAUGGGUCCGUCAGAACGAGUACCUGCGAAAAGCGGCCGUCAUGUCUAUGUGCAAGUUCAUGUGUGUCUCUUCCGAGUACUGCGAGGCGCAUCUGCCUCUGCUCCUGUCCAUCGUCGCCAGCUCCACCGAUGCAGUCGUGAGGUCCAACGUCGUCAUUGCUCUGGGGGACAUUGCCAUCUCUUUUGGGCACCUGGUAGACGAAAAUUCUGAGCGCUUGUACGCAGGCUUGUCCGACCGAGAUCUUGGCGUGAAGAAGCACACCCUCAUGGUCCUCACCCAUCUGAUUUUGAACGGAAUGAUCAAGGUCAAGGGUCAGCUCGGCGAGAUGGCCAAAUGCAUCGAGGACCCAGAGGAGCGUGUCUCAGACCUUGCAAAGCUUUUCUUCUCCGAGCUGGCUACCAAGGAGAAUGCGGUCUACAACAAUUUGCCAGACAUCAUCAGUCACCUUUCGAUUGGUGCUCACGCCGUAGAUGAAGACAAAUUUGCCCGCAUCAUGGGCUACAUCUUCCAAUUCAUCGACAAGGAGAAGCAGGCCGAGAAUGUCGUUGAAAAAUUGUGUCAGAGGUCAGUGAUGCGGCUGCACUCGAUCUCCACGACGAAAGACUGACGCGUUGCUCUCUACGAUCCAUGCAGGUUCCGAUUGACUACCGAGCCGCGGCAGUGGAGAGACGUAGCCUACUGCUUGUCCCUGCUUCCUUUCAAAAGCGACAGGUCCGUCAAACGCCUCAUCGAAGGCCUGCCCUUUUGUGAGUCGAGAAGCGCGGAGCGAAGCAUACGAGUAGCAGCCAAAUUUCUGAGACCUGUCCACUUCGGUCGCAGACCAAGACAAGCUGCACGAUGUCGGCGUGUACAACUCUUUCCAAGCCAUCGUGCAAUCCAUCAAAGGCCGAGGCCGCGUGCCAGGUGCUGCAGCUGCCAUGUCAGGCUCUGAAGGGGAUCUGGCGGAAUUCGAAGCAGUAAGUUUUCCUAAGCAUUGAUAAGUAUUGCUUCCGAUGAUUGCUCAUGAACCACGACGGCUUCUCCGCCUCACAGAUACUUGAGCAAUACAAAGCCAAGGCAGAAGAAGAGACUGCACUCGCUGCUGCAGCCGCCAGGAAGAAGAGCCGCAAGAAGGGUGAGAAUGCUUUCAAGAAGCCCACGAUGCCGAAGAAUGCAGCUGCUCUCGCUACUCACAGGUCACGGAAGCGUGGCAACUCCAACGACGACGACCAAGAUGAUCAGGACGAGGAUGAUGAGAACGUGACUCCUACGAAAUCUGCCAAGGCACCACAGCGGCAGACCAGGCCAACACGUGGCCGGGCUCGAAAAGUCGUCGCUGAAAGCGAUGACGAGGAGGAGGACGAUGCGAACGACAGUGACUACUGA